UAUUUCUCCGAUCAGUUUCGAACACGAGUUUACUAAUUCUUAGUCGAACACGUUACCAACGUUACCAAACGUAGGAAACAUAAUUAAUGUAAUUUAAAUGCAGCCUCCUAACACAGAAAGUUCAUAAAACGGCCGCCAGAUGUAAGUGCAAUCGGUGUUAGGAUCUAAACAAUUAGUCUAGUAAAUAAUUUGCAUUAAUUUUGAUAAUGGUCGAUAUUUUUUGGGUGUUUGCAUUAUUAUUACAUUUUUAUCGAUCAUUGGUGUUAAGCUGAUCAUAGAAUUAAGAACAAACAAAAAAAUGAAUAAUUAAAUGCACGUAUUAAGAAAGGUGUUGGUGAAUCUCAUCGUUCUUGCUGUUCUUUUGGUGAUACUUUAUUGUUAUCAAACACCAUCAAACGUUUCACGUUGGAUAGUGGGUCAAGUUGAAAAUCGAAAUGUUGAAAAAUCUACUAACGAUGAAUUCAUUUCAACCACCUUAAAGGAGACCAACGAUAUUUUUAUCAACAUAACCUCAACGACAAUCACUUUUCCAAAUGCUAUCAUAACAAACACAUAUCAAAAUCAAUUGUAUUACAAUGUUUGGUGUAUAUUCACGAAAGUUGGUACGAAUUCACCGAUGCGAACAAAAUUUCACGUUUUUACGAAAUCCUUGCUUGCAUUUGCUACAGUGGACAUCGCUUUUCAUGUGAUAAUUGAUGAUGAUAGUUAUACCAUUGCUGAUACCAUAGUGCAAGAUGUUAUGUCUACUACUAACAAAACAAUGAAAGUGCAAUAUUAUAACGUACACGAACAAGCUCGACAGUUGGAGGACAUAGUUUCAGUCAUGUCACCGCAUUUCAGUAGCAAACCAGGGACGUACUACUCAGAUGCACUUUUCUUUCUAUCUCUCGGUUUGCAUAGAAUAGCACCACCUGAUCAAAAAUUAGCAGCUAUGUUUGAUGCAGAUACUAAGUUUCGUAAAGACAUUAAAGAAUUGUUUAAAGAAUUUGAUAACUUUGGUAAAGAAGCUCUCUUUGGUUUAGCACCAGAAUUAAGUCCUGUAUAUAGGCAUGUUUUGUACUUAUAUCGUAGCAGACACCCAAAGACCAUGUUCGGUGAAUCACCUAAUAUGGGUGGUUUUCCUGGUUUUAAUAGCGGUAUGGUCCUAUUUCAUUUAGAAAGAUUACGUAAGUCUUCCUUGUAUGAAAAAAUUGUUACUAAAGAUAGCGUUGAUGCUAUGACUGCUAAAUAUCAUUUUAAGGGACACCUGGGGGAUCAAGAUUUUUAUACAGUAUUAGGUAUGGAACGUCCUGAAUUAAUUUAUACCAUUGAUUGCGGUUGGAAUAGACAAUUGUGUACAUGGUGGAGAGAUCGUGGUUACUCUGAUGUAUUCAAUAAUUAUUCUCUGUGUAAUUCAGAAACUAAAUUAUGGCAUGGGAAUUGCAAUACUCCUAUACCUGAUCAUUAAGUAUUACAUAUUAUUAAAUAGUGCCUUCUAUUAGAGGGACCAGAAAGUAAUCUACAAAUAUCCAAUUUUUGAUAUUUUUAUCAAAAACCGAUUGAUUUUUGUCAAUUUGGUAUUAGAAGUUUUGCAUACUGUAUGAAAAGAGGUUAUUGAUUACUGGGGUGGUGAUUACAUCAUUGAUUAAAAAUAAAAACUUGUUGGAACAAAAUAUAUUUGUUUAAAUUUAAGGUUAGAAAGUAACAUUACUUUCCGGUCCAUCUAUUAUUCAAAAGAUUUUGAUAAAAUAUUGCGAAUAGUAUUGAUAAUAAUUAUUUGUAUAAUCUGUGAUAGAAAGUAAAGUAUA
This is a messenger RNA of Polistes dominula (European paper wasp), 1787 nucleotides long. RefSeq names its product Xyloside xylosyltransferase (gene Xxylt). Gene Ontology annotation, biological process: protein O-linked glycosylation via N-acetylgalactosamine. Gene Ontology annotation, cellular component: endoplasmic reticulum membrane. The record is from RefSeq and is a predicted model, not a curated record. Gene Ontology annotation, molecular function: xylosyl alpha-1,3-xylosyltransferase activity. NCBI's taxonomy places the organism in Eukaryota, Metazoa, Arthropoda, Insecta, Hymenoptera, Vespidae.